AUGGCCUUCUGGGCGAGGGCGUUGUCGACCUCUCCCAGACGCACUUUUCCAGAGCGAUUCGGGUACAAGCGGUACAAGGUGAAGAAGAUCAUUCUCCUCGUCCGCAACCCCUUCGACACGCUCGACUCCUACUUUAACAUGGUGCUGACGUCAUCGCACACGAAGAGCCUGGACGAGAGCGAGUACGAGCGGCUGCAGCGCGAGUGGGACCAGCUGGUGCGACGCGAGAUUCAGGUGUGGACCAAGUUCUACGAGUACUACCUCUUCGUGGCGCGCAGCAGCGGCGUACCGCUCAAGGUGGUGCGCUACGAGGACCUCAUGACCCGCCGGUGGCACACCAUGCGGGGCCUCAUCUGCUUCCUCUACGACCUCAAGUCGCUCAAGGGCACCGUCUACGACGAGCGCAUCCAAGCCCUCGCCACCCACGAACUCACACAAAGUCAUCAGGCGUACAAGCCGAGGAAGGGCAAGGUGGACCACUCGCUGGCGCACUUCUCCGAGGAGCAGAAGUCGUUCAUCUUGAAGCUCACGCGCGAUGUGCUCUGCUACUUUGGCUACUCCAAAUACCUGGACCUCCUCCGCGCGCCCUCGCCCUCGCCGUCGCCGUCGCCAGCGGCCGUGGGCGGCAGCGAACCGACGGUCGCUCCGGACCUAACGCAAAAGAACGAAAGCGGAGGCAAAAGCGAAAGCGAAAGCGAAGACCCAGAGCGAAAGGAGAAGAGGCGGACGGAAAAGGAGGAGAUCGUGGCGUACAUCCUCAAGAACUACCAGGACAGCCGAAUCUAUCUCACGCCUGGCCUUCUCCACGUCAACUUUGGUUUGCCGCUGCGGGAGGUGAGUCCGACGGAUCCGUUCGGGCGUGGCAUGAGUUGGAAGAAGGAGGUGCUUGCGCUCAAGCCCGUCGCCCUCGAGCAGCCCACGAACAACGAACAAUAA
Acanthamoeba castellanii str. Neff is the source of this 936-nucleotide messenger RNA. RefSeq lists its product as uncharacterized. The record is from RefSeq and is a predicted model, not a curated record. NCBI's taxonomy places the organism in Eukaryota, Discosea, Longamoebia, Acanthamoebidae. Bases 1 to 936 code for a protein of 311 amino acids. The transcript has 5 exons.